Capronia coronata CBS 617.96 is the source of this 1182-nucleotide messenger RNA. Its product is annotated as glutamine amidotransferase. Lineage: Eukaryota; Fungi; Ascomycota; Eurotiomycetes; Chaetothyriales; Herpotrichiellaceae. The transcript is spliced from 2 exons. The coding region runs from base 1 to 1182 and encodes 393 amino acids. The record is from RefSeq and is a predicted model, not a curated record.
AUGUGCAGAUUUCUGGUCUAUAAAGGCUCCAAGCCUAUCAUUCUCUCCAAACUCAUCACUGAACCAUCACACAGCAUUCUGACUCAGAGCUACGACAGCCGUCUUCGUCUUGAUAGCCGUCGUCCUGUCAACGGGGAUGGCUUCGGGGUAGGCUGGUAUACCGAGCCGGAAUUGGGCCCUGACCCGUGUGUCUUCACAUCUACUUUACCGGCCUGGAACUGUGUCAAUCUGGAACGGAUAGCUCCCAAGACGGCGUCACGGCUGAUCUUCGCACAUGUCCGAGCAACUACCGAGGGCUCUCUGGCGGAGAACAACUGCCAUCCAUUCCAGCACAAUACGCUAAUGUGGAUGCAUAACGGAAACGUUGGGGCAUGGAAGUACGUCAAACGGCCACUGGCCACCAGUCUCUCAGACAAGUGGUUCCUGGGCGUGAAAGGUGGAACUGACUCUGAAUGGGCAUUUGCCCUCUUUCUGGAUACCCUCGAGCGAGAAGGAGUUGACCCCAGUUCAGAACCUGAGGGUGGAUUUGACACCAAAACCCUCCGACGGACCAUGAAGAAAACCAUUGCCAAAAUCAAUGCUCUCGUCAAAACGGUUUCUACGGAACAUCAGCUCGAUGACAUCGAGACGAGGAGUCUUCUCAACUUUGCAGUCACAGAUGGUCACUCCGUUAUUGUGACCAGAUAUGUUAGCAGCAAGACGGACGCGGCUGCGAGCUUGUACUACUCAUCAGGCACGGCAUGGGUAGAAGGGAAAACCAAGGGACAGUUUCGGAUGGAACGAAGAGACAAAGCAUCCGAUGUGGUUUUGGUAGCCAGCGAGCCGUUGACGUUUGAACGUCAUAACUGGCUGUCGGUUCCAACAAACACGAUCGUCACAAUCUGCAACCAAACAGUUUAUGUUCGUCCAAUCAAGGAUGAAUUCUACGUCGAAGAUCCGUCCACCGAAAGGUCAACUGGCUUUGCUAGAUCGAAGGGCUUAGUGUCAAAAGCCCCAGGCGGCGGCACGGAGACUCCCACUAUGCUGGCUGGUACGCCGCUUCUACCACGAAAUGAAAUUGAAACAGCCGCUGGCGGCUACGUUGUCAAAGAUAAGCUGGACGAUUUUCAAUCAAGGAUUGCGGCUCUACACUUGCGGGACGGGGCCGACCUGAAUGGAUCAAGAGAGCAGCUGAUGGCCUGA